This is a messenger RNA of Prosopis cineraria, 1197 nucleotides long. RefSeq names its product protein ORANGE-LIKE, chloroplastic. The transcript has 8 exons. The record is from RefSeq and is a predicted model, not a curated record. Lineage: Eukaryota; Viridiplantae; Streptophyta; Magnoliopsida; Fabales; Fabaceae. Bases 52 to 978 code for a protein of 308 amino acids. Gene Ontology annotation, cellular component: chloroplast membrane.
UUAUUCUGUCAAAUUCCACAGCUUCAACCAAUCUUCCAGGAGCACCGAACGAUGACUACUUUCGUUCUCUACUCUCAUUUCCUUCCAUCAAGGACACCUUCAGCUCUCAGGCUCUCUAAUACCCCUAUUUUCUAUACUUCCUCUUCACCAAACCCCAACCAAUUCCUUCUUCCCAGAAAGUCCCUCUCAAAACCCGGAAUUCUCUGCUCUUCUUCAAAGGAUGACAACAACCCCAGCAACUUUUGCAUCAUUGAGGGGCCAGAGACGGUUCAGGAUUUUGUUCAAAUGCAGCUGCAGGAAAUUCAAGACAACAUAAAGAGUAGGCGCAAUAAAAUAUUCCUUCUCAUGGAAGAGGUGAGGAGAUUACGCGUACAACAUCGCUUAAAAGGUAUGCAAGUCAUCAAUGAGGACGGAGAAGAAGCGUAUGAGAUGCCCGAAAUUCCAUCAUCAAUUCCCUUUCUUCCGCAUGUGACACCGAAGACCUUGAAGAAGAUCUAUCUAACAGGCUUAUCCUUGAUAUCUGCCAUAAUUGUAUUUGGUGGGCUUAUUGCACCAACGCUGGAGCUAAAAUUAGGUUUGGGUGGUACCUCAUAUGAGGAUUUCAUAAGAAGCAUGCAUUUGCCUCUGCAAUUAAGUCAGGUUGAUCCAAUUGUGGCAUCAUUUUCUGGUGGGGCAGUGGGUGUUAUAUCAAUAUUGAUGUUAAUUGAGGUUAAUAAUGUUGAGCAGCAAGAGAAAAAAAGGUGCAAGUAUUGCCACGGAACUGGAUACUUGGCCUGUGCCCGCUGUUCUUCUAGUGGUGUGUGCUUGAACAUUGAUCCCAUCUCAGUAUCUAGUGCUACUGACAGGCCAUUGCAAGUACCUACAACCAGAAGGUGUCCAAAUUGCUCCGGUGCUGGAAAGGUUAUGUGUCCGACAUGCCUCUGCACGGGGAUGAUGAUGGCAAGUGAACAUGACCUGCGAAUUGAUCCAUUUGACUAGACCAGAUUUGGGGACUCCAAGUUCUUUAGAUUUCAUGUAUCUUUUCAGUCAUACUUUACAAAUCCCUCAUCUGAAAGUUGAAAGAGGGAAAAAAUGUUGUGUAGAGGGAAAAAUAAACAUCAUAACCUCCUGGUUUUUCCUUUUUCUAUUGAACGAAAUGCAAAAAGUGUUUCAUUGGAAUGUUUUAACAGAACAUAAUAACAGCAUAAUUUUGGAAUA